This is a messenger RNA of Didymodactylos carnosus, 9045 nucleotides long. Lineage: Eukaryota; Metazoa; Rotifera; Eurotatoria; Philodinida; Philodinidae. The record is from the annotation of a GenBank genome assembly.
AUGCAUACAUCAGCACAAAAAUUGAAUGCAAUUGUAAUGAAUAUCAGGCAAUUUGUAUCAACUGAAGCAUCAUUACGAUGCAUUCUGUUGGUAUUUUGUUUUUUUCAAAUAAGUGCUGCACCAGUCACAAAUCUAAUUUGCUCAGCUGCUAAUCUCAUCGCACCAGGCUCAUCGCUUCUGUACAAAUAUUCAACAUCAUCGAAAUUGUCUGUUGCUGGUGGUCAGAAUGAUGUUCAAAGUAAAAUUACAGCUGAUGUACACAUUAAAGGGUCGGGUGAUUGUAAUUAUGCCGUUCAGCUUCGUAAUGUUAAAAUUACCGAAACAUAUGAUGAAAAAGAUGAAACAGUUUCACUUGGAGAUAGUCAAAAAGAUCUUGAAAGUACAAUUGUUCGUUUUCGUUGGAUAGAUGGUUUAAUUGUGUUACUCGAGGCCGAUCAAUCCGCCAAAGUUGAAAAUGUUAAUUUCAUUAAAGGUGUCUUGAGUACAUUACAGGUGACAUCACCGGUUGCAGCUGAUGGUACUACUAUUGUUCGAGAGGAAGAUGUUCAUGGUGUUUGUACGACGAGAUACAGUUUUGAAAAACAAGGUGGUAACACACAGAUCAAUAAAGAUAAACAAUUGUCAACAUGUUCAAAAGAUAAAUUAUUUUUGAGUGCUAGUCCUGUUCUUACCACACUUCUUGGACCAUUGAUCGACAAAGUAUUUUCAUCUGAAACACGAUACGUCUGUAAAACGUCAGUAAAUGGUAAUAAACAAAUUCAAACUGUCAAAUGUAAAAUAGUUGAAAUAACCGAAGAACAUGGUAAAAGUGGUAGUCCACAUAAUCACGGAGACAAAGAUUCGGAUGAAGAUGAUACGUCAUCGGAAGAAUUGAUAAAGUACGAUGAUUCAGCAAAAGAUGAUGACGACGAAGGAAGUUCAAAAGUUAUCUAUAUCAAACAAGAAAUAACAUUACAAACUGGUGCGGCGAAUUUGGAUGGAACUGCUAUAAGAAAUGUUAAUCGACAAACAUUACAAUUUGUUCCAAGUGCAACUUACGCUCGUACAAAUGAAAAAGUUGAAGCAUUAUCAUCAAAAAUACAAGGUCUAUUAAAUUCAAAGGAUUGGGAUCAACUUGCGGCAUCACGUUUUCUCGAAGUAGCCAAUGAACUAAGACAAAUGGAUAGAAGUAGUUUAAAUUUUCUUAAGGGAAAUCCCCAAUUGAAACAAUUAGUAUCAACGUUCAUGAAUACAGUGUACGCUGAUCAAACUGCAUCGUUGUUAAACCUAGAUGAAACAACAUUGAAAUUUAAUAAUCCAUUGGCUGUUUAUUACAUUGAUAAUCCAUCAGUCGAAUUAGUUGAUCAGAUUAUACGAGGUGCGAGAAAAUUGAAUGCAGAUCAAGUGGAAGAUUUUGUUGGGCCGGCAGCAACCAUCAUCAAACAUUAUGCCGCUCGUCGAAAUAAAAAUGCUGAUGAGAAAGUAAAAGAUUUUCAAAAAGCAAUAUCAAAAUUUGUUAGCAAUGCUGGUAAAGGUACAGGUGUGACAACAUCAACGUUAGCUGCUUACGCUCAACUGGGUGUUUAUGAUGAUAAUGUUAAAAAAUGUUUGGAUGAUCAACUUCCAUUAGAAGUUCAAUUUCAUGCGUUGAAUGUCAUUAAAAGUAUUAAUGAUAAAUAUUUGGAUGAUAAUGAAGAAAAAACAUUUAGUCGCAGUCUCGCUGAUAUACUAACGAAAAAAUUACAAAAUAAAUCAAAUAAAAAUGCUGUUCGUAUAUGGUCAUUUCAAGCAUUAUUUACACCGCUUUUCUAUAAUCCGCAAUUAAAUCCGGAUACUGCCGAUAAACUCGAAGAUGCAAUUGGUGAUUUACUCAAAGAAAAAUUAAAUCAGGUGAACGGUUUCAUCUGGUCAAAAUUAAAAUAUUCGGCAACCGAUCGUCUUUGUCCAUUACGUGGUAUUGCCGCUCGUCUUCGUGCAACUGCACCACGUGAUCAAUAUUCACAAAUUGGCACGUUUACAUCACGUGAGGUAAAACUUAGUUUACCUGUUGGACGUAAGUUUAUAGCUAAAAUUGAUUUACAAGCAAUAUUUGAAAAUGAUCGUGCAACACCAGCAUUUCUAUCAGCAAAAAUUUGUUUCGAUGGGAUCAAAGUUGACACGUCCCGUGUAACAUGGAUCGAUUUUGCUGUCAUCAUUGAAAAUCUUGAUUGGAAUUUAGCUGAGUAUUUAAUAAGAUUAGAUCCAUUGGCAAAUAAUACAACUCCGGAAGAAAAAGAAAAAGUAAAAAAUACUUUACCAUCUCCCUUGAAAAGAUUACAAGAGAAACGUGAUCAAGAGGAAGAUCCUGAUCCGUCUGUUCAUUUGUAUUUGAAAUUUUUUGGUGCGGAUCUACGUGUCAAAGAUAUUACAGAUAAAGUUCAAGAUGUAUUGAAAACAAAUUUACGAACAUUUAUAAGAAAUCAAUUGAUGAACAGCAUGAAAGAUAUAGCGGAUAAAAAACCUCUGUUUCGAAUACCGUUAGAAGUUGGUGCAGCCAUUGGUGCAUCAAAUGGUCUAACACUUCAUAAAUCAUGUCAAGUUGGAUUUCUCGGUGAUUUGUCAUAUGGUUUAGAAAAUACUCGUGAUGCAACUAAUGUUGGCAAGUUUUCACUCAAGAAUACUGGAGCAUUGAGUUUUUCGUUAACAUGUCAACGUGAAGUAGCUGCACCAUGGUCUAGAGUCGGUGAAACAAUGAAUUAUGCUGGUUUAUCAAGUGUACCAUUCGAAUAUCGAUACGAAGGAACAAAAAAUGGUCGAUCACGAGAAUUUAAUCUUCUUAAUACAGAGUCAACACUUCUUUCAACGGAUUUUGACUAUGCCAUUCGUACAUCGAAAGGUCUAAAACGACUUGUUAAUCCGCCAGCAGCGGCACUUGAUCCAUCCUGUUUACCUAGUAGUGUCUAUCGUGUUGUUGGAGCAAAUAUUUGUUUGAAAUUGAAUCCAUUCAGAUCAAUAAAACUCGGACGUGUUGUUUAUCCACUUCAGAUUCAAAUUCGUAAAGAUCCAUCGAUAAAAGCAUGGCGAGCAGCAUGGCGUGUAAAUGAAAAUAACAGUCCACAAUAUGAAGUUGGUUUGGAAAAAUUGGGUGCUACGACAUAUCCUGGUCUCGGUGUUAAAGCAACAAAAACUGGCAAUAAUUUUGAUAUUGAAGUUUUAACAGGAAUGAAAUCAUUUAAUGUCAAAGGAACACAGAAUGCUAAUCAAUUCGAUGGAAAAGUGUACGAUGACAAAAACAAAGAAGUCAUGGGUGCUAGUGGAACGUUGACAACUGGCAAUGAUCAAUUAAAAUUGGAUGUGAAAUUAACAGAUAAUCAAAGUAAAAAAGAAAUAUUAACGUUAACAACGGAUUUAAGUUCAUCGAACACACGAGAAAUUAAAGUUGAUGUUAAACUUGGUACACCUGAUCAAAAAAAAACAUUCAAUAUUCAUUUUGAUGGUGAUUUUUAUAAAACCAAUUCGAAAUUAUUUCAUUUAAGUGGUGGUUUCAAUUUGCCUGACAUUAGUUAUGAUGGAAAAGUCCAUUUACAAAAUGAUUCAAGUACAACAAAAAUUGAGCUAAAACGUACAGUUAAAUUAAAAACUGGUAAAAUAUCUGGCUACGAUUUUGUUUAUAGUCGUAAAAAACCAAAACAAGGCGAAGCACAACGUGAACAUGAUAUACAAUCACAUCUAACAAUUAGAUCACCACAAUCAGAUCAACCUGUGAAAGUGUACGAUUUUGAUUGUCAAAUAAAACGUGCAUUGGACCAUCGAAAUUUUAUCAUUCAUAGUACAUUAGAUUUAGACUUAGUCACACGUCAACCAUCUGUUCAAGAACAUAUAGAAUUUGAUUAUGUUCGACGUUCUGUUCGUCCAUCCAGUCAAGAUCGACGUUUAGUAUCACCUCAAGCCGAUUUGAAAGUCGAAUUGAAAACAAAAUCACAAGUAUUAGGCCUCUUACUAGAUCAUCAUCAUAAAAAAAGUGACCAGCCAGCAAAAAAAGGUGAUAUUAUGCAGGCACCCACGUUCGAAAUUAAUAAUAAAAUUCAUGUGGCAAUUGCUACAAACAAAUUGUUUCCCAAUACACCCCGUCCCGUUGAUGUAGAUGUGUUAUCUCAAUUUAAUUGGCAAUAUUUGAAUGAAUUAGAUUACACAUUUAAAUAUGUCAAUAAACGAACACAACGCGAUGCUGAACUGACUUACACUAGUAAAGUGAAUAAAGUAACAAUGGAUCAUUUAUACAACGGUACAGGUUCAGCAAACAUCCAUUGGAAUUCAAAAACAGGUCAAAUAACAACGAAAGACACAUUUUCCAUAUGUACACGAGCAAAAUCGUUAAGAGUUCAUUCAGAUAUUGAUACAAAUUGGGACAAAGAUAAUAUACAAUUAGAUUUUGAAAUACGUAAAAGUGGUCCUCAACAACAAUCUAUGAAACAACGUCACCGUCGUGAGUUGACGAGCGGAUCGAGAGGAGUCGAUUUCAAUUUAACAUUAGCAUCAAAACGAACAAGUGGUUUCCAAUAUCUCGAUGUCAGUGGUAUACUGCAAUUAUCAAAAGAAAUUAUUAAUAUUGAAAAAUCCAUUGCAUGGAAAGUGAAUAAUACAUUGAAAGAAAUUGAUUUAAAUGUUGAUAUUAAUUUUGAUUCAUCUCGACAAUUUACUAAAUCACAUGCUGAGUUAUUAUUACCAUUACAACGUGUAUCAUUAAUAUCGAAUGAUAUUGUAGUUGAACGAACUGCACGAGGAGGAAUAACUCGAGUAACAUCAAAAACAAAUGCUCAACCAUUAUUUUCACAUAAUUUAGACAUUGGUGUAACAAGAGAAGAAGAUAGACCACCGUAUGUUACAGCUGACAGUCUCGUCACCUGUCAACGAAAUGACGAUGAUUAUGUACUACGUUUGGGAUUUGGAUUGCAACGAUGGAAAACUGUGAGAACAUGUGGUGAAUUAAGACGAAAUGCUGAUCUUUUAUUUUCGCAUGAUAUUGGAUAUGAAUUAUCAAAAAAAACAAAACGCGCUGCCUUCUCGAUUGAAUCGCCGAUGUUAACAAAAUCAAAUGGUCUAACGGUGAUUGGUGAAUUGACAAUCGAUAAAGAAAACCGUUUAGGAAAAUCGAGAUUACCAAAGGAAUUUGGAGUACAUUUAGAAUUGGGUACACCGUUAACGAAUAAAGCAGCGUUAAAAUUAAAAUAUGAUAUACCAGCUAUAUUUCAGACAAACAGAAGUAUCGAUGGCAAAUUUUCAGUUGAAUUGGCCUUACAGCGUGGUCGAUCAUUUAGUUUUGAUUGGGAUUCAAGUGGUUCAUUGGCAUCAGCAUUCAAUAUUCUGAGUUCAGCUAGUUUGGGUGACGAUGCAUCGGUAACCGCCUUGAUUUCUGCACAAUGCUCAACAACCGGUAUUAGUCAGUUAACAUCAAAAGUAAAUGGUCGUUAUUUCGGUCAAAUAUUUGAAAAAUCAGUGAAUGCCCUAUAUAAACACCAUGAAAUUAGUAUUAAAGGUGAAGUUAGAACGCCUAACAAUACCAAUAGACCGUUUUUCAAAUACAACAUAAGUGCGACAUUCGAUGAUAAUGAAUUAAUUGGUCAUAUUCAACGAACAGAUAUGCAACAAACAAUUGAUCUUGAUGUCACAGCUAAAACAUGCGGUGGUAAUAACAAAGGUAAAGGCUACUGUUAUUCGGGUGACGCUGUUGUUAAAACGACAAAUGAUCAAAGAGGUAAAAAGGGUAAUUUUGAUAUCAGCUGGGGAAAAUCAUCGGUAAAAUGGAAUAUGAAUGUUCCGGAAGCCAUCUCCAUCACCGUUGAUCAUACUCAUACUGGACAAUUGAAAACAGACGACUUCACAUCGAAAACAAAAGUGGACGCUAAACUUUUAAUUAGUAAAUCAGAGUUUCAUUAUGACGGUUCAGGAACAAAAGAUGAUGGAAAAUGGAAUGCGUUAUCAUUCAAAACAUAUUUCAAUGAUGAUAAAACCGGUGAGAAAGUGGCAAAUUUAAAACUUGAUUAUAAAUCGGAUAUCGCCGACAAACGUGAGGGUAGUGAACAACGAACGUUGAGCUUCUCUUUAGAUCGUGUAAAACAAAUCGAUUGGUCUAGUAAAUCGACCAGUUGUUUAUCCAAUCCAUCAAAAGUUGUCUAUGGUAUUUGUCGAAAGUCAACAUUUGAUGUAAAAACAAAUAGUCAGUUAGCACAACUUUUUCGUAAACGAUUGAUGCUUCCUGAUGAUCCAAAAUUAGCCAAUGUUCAAGUUGUCAACUAUGAUGGUACAUUCGACUUAGAUCUUAAACAUGAUCCAAAUCUCGGUCCACAUACAAUAGUGUUCGAUUUAAACCGAUUAAAAGAAGAUUCAAUUGAAUUGAAUUUAUCUCUUCAACCACGAACAGAUUCAAAAACAAUGGGCAUCACAGUGACAGGUAAAUUACCACGUAAUGAUCCAAUAUCAAUCAAAUAUGAUGAAACAAGCAAAACCAGAACAUCCUACAGCGGUACAUUAAAAUAUUCAUUUAAUGCAAACGAUAAAAAUGCUGAGAAAACGUAUACAUGCGCUGUAGAAAAACCAGCCGAUAAUGUAUUGAAUGUCAAUUGUAAUGGUGAACGUACAAAAUUAACAAUUAAUAUUGAUGGACCUAAACAUAUUAGAAAUGCUUACGUUGAUUUGAAUAAAUAUGACGAUGAACGUGUAGGAUUUGAAUCAGCAGUCAACACAGGAACAAAUCAGGUUGAUGUGACAUUAUACACGUUUGUCAAUACAUGGAAAUUACAACGUCAACCACAAAAAUGGACAACAAUCACUGUUAAACAAAAAGGCAAAGAAGUUUAUCGUGUUGAAGGAAAAAGAGUGAGUAAUCAGGAAAUAGAAGUAAAAUUCUUACCAAAAAAUAUCAAUUUGAAAUUAACAUGGGAUAAUGCAACAACGAUUCAGUUACAACAAACACAACCACAACAACGUAAUCUAUUAACAGUAACACUUGAUAGAAAGACACUAAGACGCUAUUUACCCAAUUUACGUAGUCGUAAUAUACCUGAUUUGGAUAUUGAUCAAGAACCACAAACAAAAAUAGCCAAUAUUCCAUUAUUCGAAAUAGUUGUUGAUCCAGCAGUUGUCGUGCGUUUAUCACAAGCAACAGAAAAAUUUGGCGCACAUCAUGGAAAAGGUUUAGAUAUAAUUAAAAAACGUUUUAAUUUAGAAUUGGGUGAAAAAUCAUUAUCAUUGUAUAAUACACAACAUUGGAAAACACAUUUUGAUGAUAUAUCAUUUCCCGAAAGUUAUAUACUACGAUUAUAUAACAAUGAAAAUAAAAAUUUUAUACAAUUGAGUGCAAAAAAAUGGGAUGAAACACAUUAUAUUAAUGAAAUUGGACAUAGUAUUGAUGGUAGUAAAACAUUGACCACCGAUUUGAGUUUAGAUCGAGAUUAUGCCCAUAAAGUGGGAAUGUUGUACUUUUUCCAUUCGAAAGGUAUUAGAAAUCCUACAACAGCAAAAGAAUUACGUAAUCAGACACGAUCAUAUUUGGUUCAAGAAUUUAAAGGUGUUAAAACCAGUAACGCGGUACAAUUGGUAAAAGGUCUACGUGAAUCACUUCGUGAUAUAUUUCAAGUAGAUUAUGCUGCUGUUAAACAAAUUGUACAAAAUUGGAGUAAAGAACCGGAAAAAAGUGUAUUACGACGAUUAAGCGAAACUAUUGGAUUAACAGAAUUUUUUACAAAAUAUCCCACAUACAGAGAUUUUAGUAAUAAUGCUCAACAAGCAAUAUCAGAACGUCAUCAAGAACGUAUGGAACGUUUGCUAAAAAUGGUGGUAUCAUCUAACACAAGUCAACGUUUAUUCGAUUUAUCAACGAGAUUUAAUCAAGGACGUAAUAAAUUAAUUGAAAGAUUAUCCGCACGUUUAGAAGGUAUAUUAAAUCGAACAAUGCCUGUAGAAGAUCAAGCACAAAUUGAUAAACGAGUUGAACAGACAAUUCAAAAUCUGUUACAAGGAUUUCAAGGAAUUGUUCAACGAACAAAUGAUCGAUGGAAAGCAAUAUUUAAACAAAUUGAUGAGUCAACAAAAGGUGACGAUAUGAAAUGGUUUCGACAAUUGAUUGCUGAUAUUGAUUCAGCGGCCAUGAACUCAGCAAUGGAUACUGAAUCAACUAAAAUGUUUAAACGACUUAGCGAUUCAUCCAAAUUGCUUACCAGUAAUGUAGUGAAAUUAUCAAGAGGUAUAAGCCAAAGACGUGAACAAUUUAGAAAUCGUUUAAGAAAUGCUAUUCGACAUAUACCAAAAUUGAUGAUAAAUGAAACACAAUUUGAAGUAUUAUUACCGUAUGGUACUAGUCCAGCAACAUAUAAUAGUUUACCAAUAUCCGUUGCGAGUGUAUUAAGUUUACUAUCAAAUCGAAAACGCAUGAAUGUUACCGUUAGUGCCGUUAUAUCCGAAUUCUUUGCAUCACGCCGUGAAACUAUUCGUUCAUACAGAAAAUUCAUCAAAGCUAUUGGCAAACGUUUAUUUCAGCGUAAUCCAUCAUUAACACCAGAACGAGUAGCUGUCAUAACUUCAAGUGGUCAUGGUAUUGAUUUACAUGGUGAUUAUAUCUAUUUGAAUCCAGCUUGCGAUUAUAUUUUAUUACAUGAUUUUGUCGAUUUACAGUUUUCAUUCCAAUAUGCCAAUGGAAAAGUUUAUUCAGUUGUACCGUCUCCUCGACGUGAAGUACCAAAUUAUGAAUGUUCUGCAUCCGGUCGUGUACAAGCUUGUUGUGAGAAAGACUAUUGCAGAAUCAACGUUCCAGUUCAUUAUGGUGGACGAGCUGAUGGAGCACUUGGUGAUGUUCGAGAUAGAAGUAAUACCGAACCUAAAUUGACACAAUGGUUGAAUACAAAUUGUGGUGGAAGAGAAAAUGUUCAAAAAGGAGCGAAAAAAGCAGAUUCAACAAUUCCAGAAUGUGAUGAUGAUAAUGAUGAAAUACGCACAUUUUGUGAAAAUUUUGUUCAAGAUGGAUUGAAAAAUAACAAAGAUAGACGUCAAUUAAUUUUUCAAGCGAAAAUGAUACAAAACGCAGUUCAAUAA